AUGGAAUCAAUCAAAAUUGUAUGGCACGAUCCCAAUGUCUUUGGCACCGAAAAUUCUAAAUAUAUCACACAAUUUUUAACUCAAAUAGACUACCGAGCCUUUACGACUGUUUUCGAAACUGUCCAAUUUUUUUCUUCAACCAAUGACAGAUGGAUUCUUGUUACAUCAGGCACAAAUGGUCAAAGCCUUGUUCAGCAAGUCCACAGUUCUCCAGCUGUAAUUGGCAUCAUAAUAUUUUGCAGGAGUAGCAGAUACCACAUGCAGUGAUCGUCUGCUUUCUAUAAAGUGAAAUUAGUAGAAUCCACUCGCUUUAAAAAUGUUUUAGACCAAGCUAAAAUUAUUAUGAAUCAGUCAGAAGUUACUCGCAUUGAAUCCUUCACGGAUAUUGCAAAGAAUAAAAAUAUGAGAUGAUCGCUAAUGCAUUUGAAAUAA
Blepharisma stoltei is the source of this 432-nucleotide messenger RNA. The record is from the annotation of a GenBank genome assembly. NCBI's taxonomy places the organism in Eukaryota, Ciliophora, Heterotrichea, Heterotrichida, Blepharismidae.